CUCCGCCCGAGGCGGCCGGGCUGACGACGCCGAGAGGUCUUCCCGCCGCCCGCGCGCCGGGCUCCUGGCCGCGGGCUGCGCGCUCGUUUCGUGCGCGGCGCUCCGCCAACUAGACCGAAGUCAGAGGCCGGGCGCUGCGAGCCGGGCAGGCUGAGCGCCGAGAGACCCCGAGACGAGCUGGUUCACUGGCAGAGGGGGUUUGCCGCCGGCUGAUGGUUCUGUGAGGGAAUCGAGCUGCACGACAGUCCCGACAUCCAGAUCCGCUGGGACGGGGGCGACCUGCACACGCUGGUCAUCGCCGAGGCCUUUGAGGACGACACGGGGCGCUACACCUGUCUGGCCGCGAACCCCAGCGGCUCUGACACCACGUCUGCAGAAGUGUUCAUUGAAGGUGCCAGUUCAACAGAUUCUGACAGUGAAAGUUUAGCUUUCAAAUCAAAACCUGGAGCCAUGCCACAAGCUCAGAAGAAAACCACUUCCGUUUCCUUGACAAUAGGGUCAUCAUCUCCAAAGACAGGGGUGACCACGGCCGUGAUCCAGCCACUGUCUGUCCCUGUUCAGCAGGCUCCCAGCCCCACCUCGUGCCUUUGCCGGCCAGAUGGACCCGCGGCUGCCUGCUUCCCGCCUGUUUUCACCAAGGAGCUGCAGAGCAUCUCCGCCUCUGAGGGCCAGGUGGUUGUGCUAGAGUGCCGGGUCCGAGGCGCCCCCCCGCUGCAGGUCCGGUGGUUCCGACAAAGCAGUGAAAUCCAGGACUCUCCAGACUUCCGGAUCCUACAGAAAAAACCUCGAUCCACAGCUGAACCUGAGGAGAUCUGCACCCUUGUUAUUGCAGAGACAUUCCCCGAGGACGCUGGGAUCUUCACGUGCUCGGCAAGCAACGAUUACGGGUCAGCAACCAGCACUGCCCAGCUGGUGGUCACCUCAGCCAACACGGACACCUGCGGCUAUGACUCAGCGGGAGAGUCCAGCAGUGGCCACUUCCAGUCCUUCCCGCCACCCCCUCCAAUAUGGGAGGCGGACUCUUUCGAGUCAGUUUCACAGAAACCAGCUGAGAUCCAGCAGGUGACCAGCCCCAAGUUAGGGCUGAGCCCGACAGCCCUUCAGUUCAGUUCCACCACCAAGAGAGAAACCAAUGGCGUCCACCCUGGCCACGGAGUGAAUGGACUGGUGAAUGGCAGAGCCGACGGCAGCAAGACUCUUCCCAGCCCGGCCGUCCUGCUGUCGCCCACGAAGGAGCCCCCACCUCUGCUUGCCAAGCCGAAACUGGACGCGCUCAAGAUCCAGCAGCUACAGCAGCAGAUCCGCCUGGAGCGCGAGGCCCGUGCGCGCCCCUCGCCGCCGGCCUCCCCGGCGUCCCCGGAGCCGCGCGCGGAGCCCAUGAGCGCGCUCGCCGCCCGCCCCGCGCCCGCCAUGCAGGCCUCCAGCUCCUUCAGCUACGCGCGCCCCAAGCAGUUCAUCGCCGCCCAGAGCCUGGGCCCCGGCACGCCCCGGUCCCCGACGCCCGCGUCCCCGCCGCCCCCGGAGCCCGAGGCCCCGUGGGGCGCGUUCCCGCCGCCGCCCCCGCCGCUCAGCCCCACGGCGGCCGCCCCCGGGCUCGACGUCUUCCCGCUGCCGCCGCCGCCGCCGCCCCCGCCGCCUGGCCCGGGGCCCGCGCCCCGCGCCGCCCGCCCCAGCCCCGGCCCCAGCCCCGCUCCUGCCGCGCUGCUCCGCGCCCUGCUGCCCUCGCCGCCCGCCACCGCCACCAUCUCCACCAGCGUCUCAGCGCUCGGCCUGCCGCGCGCCGCGCCUGCCGCGGGGUUUCCCAAGAAGGCCAGCAGAACCGCCAGGAUCGCCUCGGAUGAGGAGAUUCAGGGCUCGAAGGAUGCGGUCAUCCAGGACCUGGAACGGAAGCUGCGCUUCAAGGAGGACCUGCUGAACAACGGGCAGCCGAGGUUGACAUACGAGGAAAGGAUGGCUCGGAGGCUGCUGGGUGCCGACAGUGCGACCGUCUUCAACGUCCAGGAGCCCGAAGAGGAGGUGGCCAACCAGGAGUACAAAGUCUCCAGCUGUGAGCAGAGACUCAUCAGUGAAAUUGAGUACAGGCUGGAAAGGUCCCCCGUGGAUGAAUCAGGGGAUGAGUUUCCCUUUGGGGAUGUGUCUGUGGAGAGUGGAGUGGCCCCGUUCUUCGAGAUGAAGCUGAAGCAUUACAAGAUCUUUGAGGGGAUGCCUGUGACUUUCACGUGCAGAGUGACCGGGAAUCCAAAGCCGAAGAUCUACUGGUUUAAAGAUGGAAAGCAGAUCUCUCCCAAGAACGAUCACUACAGCAUCCAGAGUGACCCUGACGGGACCUGCUCUCUGCACACCGCAGCCUCUACCUUGGACGAUGAUGGGAAUUACACAAUCAUGGCCUCGAACCCUCAGGGCCGCAUCAGCUGCACGGGACGGCUGAUGGUGCAGGCCGUGAACCAGAGAGGCCGCAGCCCGCGCUCGCCCGCCGGCCACCCGCACGGCAGAAGGCCUCGUUCGAGAUCCAGGGACAGUGCCGAUGAAGGUGAGCCCAUUCAGGAGCGAUUCUUCCGACCGCAUUUCCUGCAGGCACCCGGGGACCUGACUGUCCAGGAGGGCAGACUCUGCAGGAUGGACUGCAAGGUCAGUGGGCUGCCGACCCCCGACCUCACCUGGCUGCUGGACGGCAAGCCCAUCCACCAGGACAGCAGCCACAAGAUGCUGGUGCGCGAGAACGGGGUGCACUCCCUCAUCAUCGAGCCCGUCGCGGCCCGGGACGCAGGCAUCUACACGUGCGUGGCCACCAACCGGGCAGGACAGAACUCCUUCAGCCUGGAGCUCGUGGUCGCAGCUAAGGAAGCGCACAAGGCCCCCGUGUUCCUGGAGAAGCUGCAGAACACGGGCGUGGCAGACGGGUACCCCGUGCGGCUGGAAUGCCACGUGUCCGGGGUGCCGCCGCCACAGAUAUUUUGGAAAAAGGAAAAUGAGUCGCUCACUCACAGCACGGACCGGGUGAGCAUGCACCAGGACAGCCACGGCUACGUGUGCCUGCUCAUCCAGGGAGCCACGAAGGACGACGCGGGCUGGUACACGGUGUCGGCCAAGAACGAGGCCGGGAUCGUGUCCUGCACGGCCCGGCUGGACGUGUACACCCAGUGGCAGCAGCCGCCGCCGAGCACCAAGCCGAAGCGCGUGCGGCCCUCCGCCAGCCGCUACGCCGCGCUCUCGGACCAGGGACUGGACAUCAGGGCCGCGUUCCAGCCCGAGGCCAGCCCGUCGCACCUGGCGCUGAGCCCAGGCCUGGUGGAGAGCGAGGACCUGUGAGCCGGCGCUCUCGCUGCAGCCCCGACGCGGACCCCGCCGCCGCCUUGACCCCGCCCUCCUCUGUCACGUGACGGAAACGGCGGAAACAUACCUUUGACUCUGAGAAACAAAAGGACACCAAAAUCCUACUUUUCUUUCAGGUAAACCAGACGUAGAGGCUGCCAACGCGAUGCCGAUAGGAAUGCACACCUUGCACAGAAAUUCACAUUCAUCAGCCAGUGUAAAACUGCGGGACUCACUGUGAUUCAAGGGAUCUGACAUGCCACAGGGCUAACGGAGGAGAGGUGGCAGCAAUCUGUGUUGUCCCAAGUGCCUUCAAAGUGAGCGCAGGUGCUACCACCCCGCGUGAGCUCAGGGGGCUUCCCGGAGGCGGUGGACCCACUGGUGACCCCGACCGGGCUCCUAGGGGGCAGUGUGUCCACGCAGCGGGUGACCCACGCGGGGGCGGGAGGAGAAGGGCGCCACCGGGAAACCCAAGGAAACGCCUCGUCUUUGCAAAUCGUUUUCUACUAAAUCGUACAGAAGGAACCACGUGCCUUCAGUUCUGUUAACAUCGAGUUAGUUCUCUAAUGAGGUUAAGACCUUCGUCCUUUUUUUUUUUUUCUUUACGUGUAGUAUUUCCAUUUCAUGUUACCUUGGUAGGGAGUUUACGUACAAACCAUAUUAAAAUACAAAUAAUACAAAGUGCUCUCAAUAAAGCAGCAACACAUCGCAGUCCAUUCCACGAAGGGCCUCCAGGCCACCCGCGUGACCACGCGUGCAGUGUCUGGGGGGAGCGUGACCCACACGCUCAGACUGUGUUCGUUUAGGGGAAGGUGGCGGGCGGGAGGCGUAAAGGCCAGGCUUUUCUUUGGUUUUCUUCACACGUCAUCUGAAAUAGAAGCGACGAAACACUGCCAUUCUCAAGUCGGGGGAUCGAGGGUCAGCCGGAGGGAAGCUUGUGCUCGGGACACUGCAGUGUCGGAGCUGGAGAUUGAGAUGCGUAGAGCAAGUUGAAUAUGGGCUGAGCUGCGAGGUGGUCACGGAUCAGACACAGCCUGUGGGCGUUAGUCUACUGGGGGAAACAGAGCCUUAGGGAGACAAAGACAGGGGUGCCGGGCUGCAUUUCCUUCGUGGCCCCACCUUCCCUGCUGCCACCAGACCUUUUUGCCUUACGAAGGUGCUGGGUUCCGGAUAGCUUGUAAAGGCAUCUCGGCGAAGACUGCUUUUUGAAUGCCUGUGGUUCUGCGUCAGCUAGAUGGAGUGGAUUCUGACCAGGCUUGAUGGUUUUAAGUCGGAACCAAUCAACUUUAAAAAGGAGAAAAAAGCAAUUUGGGCUGAUAUUAUAAAACCCGAGUCUUUAAUGGUACUUUGCUAUGAAGAGAACACACUGUAUUCCUUAUGCAAAACACAUUUAUCUUUCAUUAUUUAUAAUAAAAAUGUUGAACUCUCUUAGCUCAGUUACUCAAUUCAAUACAUAGUAUUUUUUAAGUAAUUUUGUAUCUGUGUGCCACCCUGUAUAUUCCAUUUUACUGCUUCACAUGGACAGCUUUCUAGUGAUACUUCGUUGUAAGAGCACCAGCCAAGCAAGCUUUAAAUGCCAGGCUGGAGCUCUGGUGCCCACGUUCUGUGCAGAGUGGCACACGUGUCUGACCACACCUACGAGCAUUGCUGAUACGGGAUUUCGGAUACCGUGCAAAGUCUCUCCUGGACCUUUCCAUAUUAUAGAAUUAUGACUUAUGUCAUCUCUUACUUGCCAAAUUUUUCUGAAUGUGACUUUUUGCUGAUUUGCUGGGUUUGGGAUUAAGUAGCAUUAUUUUGCCACCUUUCAUGUAUUUAUAAAAAAGAAAAUAAGUACUAUCUUACUACUUUGGAUUGUCGUGCUGGUGUAAUGUGGAUUUAACAUCAAUAAAUAUUUAACAAAUGA
Molecule: messenger RNA, 5215 nt
Organism: Hippopotamus amphibius kiboko
Lineage: Eukaryota; Metazoa; Chordata; Mammalia; Artiodactyla; Hippopotamidae
Gene: PALLD
Product: palladin, cytoskeletal associated protein
Exons: 20
Coding region: 451-3309 (952 amino acids)
Source: RefSeq, a predicted model, not a curated record